Molecule: messenger RNA, 2197 nt
Organism: Sphaeramia orbicularis (orbiculate cardinalfish)
Lineage: Eukaryota; Metazoa; Chordata; Actinopteri; Kurtiformes; Apogonidae
Product: integrin alpha-3-like
Exons: 18
Biological process (GO): cell adhesion mediated by integrin; leukocyte migration; cell-matrix adhesion
Cellular component (GO): integrin complex; external side of plasma membrane
Molecular function (GO): integrin binding
Source: RefSeq, a predicted model, not a curated record
CCUCCAGGUGUGCGUCUCCAUGGCGACCACUGUUUGUUUGUUGUUGGGGGUGUUCGUUGUGGUGGGUGUGGCCUUGAACCUGGACACGUCCUUUCCGGUGCUGAAGACGGGAGAGGACGGAAGUCUGUUUGGAUUGUCCGUGUCCCUGCACCAGGACCUGAGGACCAGAGGACACCUACUAUUGGCUGGAGCUCCCAGGGAUAAGGCGGAGCCUGAUGUAGCAGCCAAUAGGACAGGAGGAGUGUACAGCUGUCCCAUCAGCCUGGACCAAUCAGACUGCAGGAGGAUAAACCUGGUGGAUCCAGACCUGAACCCAUCUGAGGACCUGAUUGAGGACAUGUGGCUGGGUGUGGCAGUGGCCAGUCAGGGUCCACCUGGAGGGAGGGUCCUGGCGUGCGCUCAUCGCUUCAUUAAACUCUAUGGGGCGUUCCAUCUGAGGCACAUGAUUGGUCGGUGUUAUCUCCGUGGUAACGACCUGCAGUAUGAUGACAGUGACAUGCACUGGCAGAACCCAGACCAGGUGUGCAGUCACCUGGGUGAUGUCAGUGGUGAGGUCAUGUGCUCAGUGGGCGUGUCAGCGUCCAUAAGUCAGACUCAGGUGGUUCUGGGUUCACCAGGAAGCUACGACUGGCAAGGGAAUGUUCAUGUGUCCUGGUUGAAUCCAGACGUGCUCUUCCACACUCAGAGGAACUCGUUCCCAAACCUGGAGAGAAGGAACAUCUACAUGGGAUAUUCAGUGAUUCAGGCUGAGAGGCUUCUGUCACAGCAGGUGGAAACCAUAGUAACAGGCGCUCCUAAGGACAGUAAAGCAGACGCUCGUGGCUCAGUGAUGCUGGCGCUCAAACAUUUGGACAGACUGCUGAUUGGUCAGACGCUGCGAGGUGAACAGACGGGCUCGUACUUCGGAAACGCCGUGGCGGCCGCUGACUUGGACAAUGACGGGUGGAGCGACCUCCUGGUGGGCGCCCCCUUCUACUUCCACCGUCAGCAGGAAGUGGGUGGAGCCGUCUACGUCUACAUGAACGCAGGAGGGCGCUUUGACCCCCAGCCCAGUGUGGUCCUGCGAGGACCAGCGGGGUCGGCCUUCGGCAUGGCGGUCUGCGCCACCGGGGACCUGAACCAAGAUGGCUUCCAGGACUUCGCCGUUGGAGCUCCGUUCCAUGGAACAGGAAGUGUGAUGAUCUGGAGCGGCAGCGCAGAGGGCGUGUCCUCAGAGCCCAGUCAGGUGGUUCGUGGCAGCAGUAUCUCUCCUGCCUUCAGGACGUUCGGUUAUUCUUUGUCCUCUGGUUUGGACGUCGAUGGAAACAAAUAUCCAGACCUGCUGAUUGGUUCUUUGGACGACACCAUUGCUCUGCUGAGAACUCGUCCAGUCAUCCACCUCAACACAACGCUCACAGUUUCUCCAGAUGUCGUUGAUCCGCUCAACUGUGACUUCUGUGUUCAGGUGGAGGUGUGUUUCUCCUACAUGUUCAACACCAGAGACAGGAUGGACCGGGACAACAUCACUGUCCACUUCAUUGUGACUGCUGAUGUCACCAGCCUUCAGCCCCGCCUUCAUUUCCUUGACAACGGUCAGAGUGUGUUCUCAGGUUACGUGUCAAUGCCACAGAGUCAAUGUCAAACUGUGAGGGUCGGCCUUCAGAAUCCGAUCCGGAACCAAGUGGAACCUCUGGUUUUCUCCUUGAAUGUGUCCCUGCACGAGCAACUGCCCAAGAAGAGGAAGACGGUCCAGGACCUGGGACAGCUCCCGGUUCUGAGCCAGAAGCCCAGACCCAUCAGAACCCAGAUCCACAUCCAGAAGGCCUGUGGUUCCGAUCACCGUUGUCAUAGUAACCUGCAGAUGGCGGCCCACUUCACAGAUGAGAACCAGAACCCGUUCAUCAGGGUCAAAGGUCGUCAGCUGUUGGUCUACAAUGGCAGCGUCCACCUGCUGCUGCUGCAGGUCAACGUCAGCAACACACCGUCACCACGGCAACCGGCAGAAGACGCCCACAACGCCGUCCUGAGCGUCAGUGUCCCCCCAGGACUGGAGUACGCCGGAGUGCGAACACGGGUACCAGAACCAGAGACCAGAACCAGAGGGACCGGAACCAGGGUCCAAACACAGGGUAACCCUCAGAAGGUGUUGUGUUCUGUUGAUGACCAUGUUCUUCUGUGUGAGUUGGGGAACCCGUUCAAAAGCAAACAGAAGGUAAAU